This is a messenger RNA of Diatraea saccharalis (sugarcane borer), 4571 nucleotides long. The record is from the annotation of a GenBank genome assembly. NCBI's taxonomy places the organism in Eukaryota, Metazoa, Arthropoda, Insecta, Lepidoptera, Crambidae.
AUCUAUAAAAAAAAACUUCUAUUUACUGAUAUCAUUUUAUCACUAAGACAAUUCUUCAAUAAAAAAAAUGAAGAAAUAUAAUCUUUGAUAAAAAAAAGUCGUUGUUCGUAUCGUUUUAUUUUUCAAGUGUAACCUGUUUAGUCGGUAUCUCUUGGUAAAACUCAAAUAUUUGAUUACAAUAUAUAUCUAUGUUCAACACCUGUGGUCUCGACAUUCAUUUAAAAUUGUUCAAAACAUAACCUGUUAAAGUUUAAUAUUUGAAAUUUAGUUGCACAAGAUGAGACUUAAUAUACCUUUACUUUCAUCUGUAGUACAAAGGAGACCAUUCUAUAUUACUACACCGAUUUUCUAUGUUAAUGCUGCACCACAUAUAGGUCAUCUCUACUCAGCUGUCGUAGCAGAUGCUAUCCAGAGAUUCGAAAAACUAACAAAUCCUGAUUGCAAUAUUAUAUUUAGUACAGGCACAGAUGAACAUGGCACUAAAAUCCAACAGGCUGCAGCCAAAAAUAACCUUCCUUUGCCAGAUUACUGUACGAAUUUAUCACAAGAAUACCGCGACUUGUUCAAAGAUUUUAAUGUCGAUUUUACAGACUUCAUACGCACCACCGAUGAGAAACACAAAAUUGCUGUACAGCACUUUUGGAAAAAGUUAAUGAAAAAAGACUACAUAUAUAAAGCAAAUUACUCCGGCUGGUACAGUGUUAAUGAUGAGUCGUUUGUACCAGAGACACACACAAAAGAUGAAAUUAUUGAUGGGGAAAAGGUCAGAGUGUCAGUGGAAUCAGGUCACAGGGUCGAUUGGACAGAGGAAACAAACUAUAUGUUCAGACUGAGUGCAUUCAAAACACAUCUGUUGGAGUGGCUGAAAACAGAUGGUGUUAUUACUCCUCAAAAAUAUCAGAAGCAACUGCAGGAGUGGCUCCAGAACGAGGUGUACAUUCCGGACAUAUCAGUGAGUCGACCAUCCUCCAGGGUGCACUGGGCUAUACCGGUGCCAGGUGAUCCCGAUCAGAGCGUGUACGUGUGGCUGGACGCGCUGGUGAAUUAUCUCACAGCGAUAGGUUACCCCGACGAGGACGCCAUGAUAGCGCGCGGGAGGCCCUGGCCGGCCGACGUACACGUCAUAGGCAAGGAUAUUCUCAAAUUCCACGGCAUAUACUGGCCGGCGUUCCUGAUGGCGGCCAGCUGGCCCCCGCCGCGGCGGCUGGUGUGCCACGCGCACUGGACCGUGGCCGCGGCCAAGAUGUCCAAGUCGCGCGGCAACGUGGUGCGGCCCCGCCACGUGCGUCUCGCGCCGCCCGCGCUGCGCUACCUGCUGCUGAGGGAGGCCACCAUGGCCGCCGACGCCAACUACAGCGAGACGAAACUGAUAAACGUGUCCAACUCGGAGCUGGCGGACACGCUCGGCAACCUCGCCAGUCGCUGCUGCGGCGCCGCGCUCAACCCGCGCGGGGAGUUCCCGCCGCUGCACGCGCGCGAGCUAGCGCUCUGCGGCCGCGAUGACGUCACCGCCCGUCUGCGCGACAGCGUCGAGCGGCUGCCGGAAAGUGAUUGAGUUCUGGAUAGUGGUGUGACGUGUAGCCUGCUCAUCGUCUUUAGAGGCACUUUCUUCAGAAUUCGAGUUGUGAUCACUUUCCUCCGGGACGAAAUUUCCAGGAAUAUCUUCGGCUUCCGAUCCGCUCGAGUCUUCCUCAGCCAGAAAGUCUUCAAUUUGACGACUAGUUAAGUCCUCAGACUCCUUACGCUUCUUUUUUGGAGGUUCUAAACUAUCAAUAGCAAUAAAUAACUGUGAAAAACGAAAAAAACAAUAUACCAAAUUAACGUUAAAAAGUUACGUAAUUGGUGACAUAAGGCCUGAGAGGCCGCUUCGAAACUUUGUAUCGAUGUAACUUACCGAUAUGAGCCGGUGCAACACAGUUUUCUCACUCCACGGCGUAGACGCAACUAAACUUGAAGCUACUUUAGGCGCACAAACACAGGAAGCGCGGGGAACGGGGUGAAAUGAAGUAUCACUAACAACGCUCGGCCUGUGAGACCGCUUGUCACCAGUUAAGGGUUAAACAAACUAAUAUUCAAUUUUAUCAUCCCUGGUACAGAUAUCUGCCAUCAACACUACAGCAAUUACCAGUUUUAUAAAGCGGUGGACGCGGUCAUGAACACUUUACAUCUAGCGAACCUGUUCUUUGAAACUCACAAACCUUGGGAGCUAAAAAAGAAACUCGAGUACCAGAAACAUCUGGACGUUAUAUUACAUAUCACCAUGGAAACGCUCAGGAUCAGCGCGAUCAUAUUACAGCCUAUUAUACCAGAUAUGGCGGAGAAAUUACUAGAUAAACUGCAAAUACCUAAAGAUAAUAGAAAUUGGCAACACUGCGAGAAACCUUCUUGGACGAUAGAGGGCGCUAUUUAUGAAACAAAAUAUAUACAGAGCGGAAAGUUUGUGCUGUUUCAGAGAGUUUAUGUCGAUAAGAAAGAUCAAAAGAAAAAGGCUAGCGUAUAGCACUAAUGUGGAAUACAAUAUUUAAUCCAAAAUUCUGACUCGAUUUGACCUCGAAAAGGAAGUAGAGUUUUAAAGUAACUAACUAUUAUAUUUUAUAUUUUAAGCAUGAACUUACAUCGGUUAUAGACAAUCGAAAUUAAACAAAAAUCAGUAAAGCGUUUCAGAAUAAUCUGAACUUAGCUGGUUGAGGGUAGCAGUCAGCGGUACCUGAUCAUGAGUCGAUUUAUAAAGUAUUUUUAUAAAAGUGAAUACAAAAAUAUAUAGUUUUGUGUAAUAAUCAAUUCAGGCUUCACGGGUAUAUUUACAACCUGUAUACGCAAUAAAGAAUUGUAUUACAUACCUUUGUAAUGUUGUGUGUAUAAUUAAUUAAUAAUAAUGUAAAUAACCAAACACACUACUACUACUGUAUAUUAUGCUUCCCUGAACUCAUAAUAACAAUUAUUCUUAGAUACUUUCUAAAGGGCAUGUAAUUAAGCUACUCUUUUGUACUCUACCGAUACUUUGACGCGUUUUAUUCGAUUUGUAAGGUUUUUUCACAGUUUGAUUUUAAUUUUGAGCCAUACAUCAAAUAAGCUAUCUCUUGUUCUUCACUAUAACUAGAAAGAGACAGGUAGCAAUUAUGUAAUGUUCAUUGUAUUACAUAAUAAUAAUAUGCCACGAUUAAAAAAAAAUAAUCGUAUUCAUAUAUUUCCUUAAUGUGUAGAGUGAGUGGCAUCAUAUUUCAAAGUGUGCACAAUCAAACGUGAAUCGUACAAAGUUACUCCUAAAAUCUACUUUUCUUUUUUAUUCUUGGGAUAAAUAUGCGGAUCUCUACUGUCGAGAACUUAACGACGAACUUUUGCAACAAUCGUAAUGGUUUAAGAGUAAUUAAUUGAGAAUAGUUAUUAAUCUUAUAUAUAAAAAUGAAUCGCAAAAUGUGUUGGUAAGCGCAUAACUCAACAACGCCUCGACCAAUUUGGCCAAAUCUUUUUUUAAAAUGUUCGUUGAAGUUCAAGGAUGGUUUUUACGGCGAGAAAAAUUAGAAUUAUUGCUGGAAAAACCCUAAAAAUAGCCCUUUUCUUUUUCCCAUACAGAUGAUUUGUAACUAAAACGUAGUCAAUUUGAGCUUUAUUGCUAUGGUAUAAAGUUCAUAUUAAAUUACAAGCACUCACUGUUGUCUAAGCAAUGUAGGUGUGUUCCUAACGUCAAAGAUCAUAUCUAUCACAAAACAAUGUGCGUGUGUGCGUUGGAGCACAGAAUACAUAGUUGGAGGAGUUUAAUGUCGCGUUCCGAAACUCGCGUUUCUUUUGUAUUAGUUUCGGCACGCGAGAUAAAAUGCAUCAGUUUCCACGUCAUUACAUGUAUUGCCGGAACAUUGAUGAAAAUACGCUCUGUAGUAGCAAAGCUGUUGGGUCCUAGAUAGCUCAUUGGUUAGAGCAGUCCCUGGAUCGCGAAUGGGUUCGAGUCCCAUUCCGGGGUACAGGUAGAUGGAGUCUUCCAGCAUUUUUCCUUGAGAAUGUUUAUAUAUUUUUUUAAUUCGAAUUACUUUUAUAAUGCUGUUGUGUGUAAUGUGUUUUUAUGAUCAUAAAAAUCUCUUUUUUCUAUAUUUAAUACUAUUACUAUUAAUACAUUGCAAUAAUAAUUAUGAUUCACAUGAUUAACAAUAAAGCGAUUACUUACUUUUAAAUCCUUAUAUAUGUUUUAUUUAAUUAUUUUUUAUUCACAACGCCCUAUCACCAGGGUGACGGUUCUGUUCAGGAGAAUUUUUUUAAAUACGUAGGCAAAAAAACUGCCACAUUACAAAUCUUUUUGACAGGACGAAGUCUGUCGGGUCAGCUAGUGCUCAAUAUAAUACGCCAUCGUAUCUAUCUAUUGCGCCUUAAAUACUAGCUACGUCCUACAUUUUUAUGUAUUUUAUAAAGUUGGAUAUUACCACGCAUGCCUCAUCAUAAAUUACCUCGAUUUGUUGAAAACACUGGUUCCUUUGAUCUUUCGUAGUUGUUAGUUUAUAUAUGGUGCAUUUAUGUUGUAAGUAAAAUAUAUUGAUUUGUGUUCGACUGAUGUUAUUUAUUAUUGAUAUUAAAUUUUGUUG